Messenger RNA from Anguilla anguilla (European eel), 8741 nucleotides. Its product is annotated as cleavage and polyadenylation specificity factor subunit 7-like. Gene Ontology annotation, molecular function: mRNA binding. Bases 488 to 1957 code for a protein of 489 amino acids. Gene Ontology annotation, cellular component: mRNA cleavage and polyadenylation specificity factor complex. The transcript has 9 exons. Gene Ontology annotation, biological process: mRNA alternative polyadenylation. The record is from RefSeq and is a predicted model, not a curated record. NCBI's taxonomy places the organism in Eukaryota, Metazoa, Chordata, Actinopteri, Anguilliformes, Anguillidae.
GAGUGUUUCGCACCAGAUUCUCGCACGCUACACAGCGAAGGCAGGGGUAAUUGGUUCCGGCGUGUGUGGGAUGUGUGUAUCGAGUGCGGAUGGAAAGUAGAAGGACUGUUUGAAAUUGACUGAAAUCCAAGAGGAUGUAUUUGUUUUAAAGGGACAAGAAAGAAGUACUGAGGUUUUAGGACGGUUCGGAAUAUAGGCAUUAACUGUCACGGCACGACCGAGCUACAUAACUACAGGUUAUCGUUGGUGAGAGGGAAGGGAAAGGGAAGGGGAGGGGUUGGACAUGUUAGCAAAGUAGCAAGCUAGCUGGCUAGCUGCCUAAUGCUUGCUGGAAAGCUGCACCACGAAGCGAUUUAAAUACACAUUCAGCACGCUAAAGGGCACAAGUAAAUACAAGUUCAUUCAGCUUGGAUUCUAUAAGUAUUUAGUAGCGAGGCUAUAUUAAAUUGCAUAGCGCAGGGCCCACGUUGCUCAUUCGAGUUUGGGGAUGGCGGCUGCGGUGGGCCCGGCGGAUGCAGCGGAGCUCAUAGACAUCUACGGUGAAGACGAUUUCAAUCAAAACAGUGGCGAGGAUGGAGAAUUUGUGGGAAGAGCCGAGCCGAGUGAUCUCUAUGACGAUGUACUGACAGGCUCCGUAAGUCAAGAUAGGCUGUUGAGGGAGGAGGCCACAUCUUCCAACAAGUCCCAGCCAACCAAACCUGAGAACAAACCUGCUAUACUGUACACUUACAGUGGUGGGCGGAGCAAGAGGCUGGCUGUCUAUGUGGGCAACUUCUCUUGGUGGACCACAGACACUGACCUGAUCAACGUGGCGAACCGGAUCGGGGUGAAGGACAUCCAGGAGAUCAAGUUUGCAGAAAACAGAGCCAACGGCCAGUCCAGAGGGUACGCCGAGGUGGUGGUGUCGUCCGAGUCCUCCCUACAGCGGCUGCUGGAGUCCCUGCCCCACUCCCACAUCAACGGGGAGAAGGUGGACUGCCGCUUCGCCACCCGCCAGAACUUCUCCCUGUUCGAGUCCCAGGCCAAGAAGCGUGUCCCACAGCGCUCCAACUCUCGCGAGUCGGACUUCACCGACGGGCGGCCCCCCGGGUCCUCCCCCGAGCACCCGCCCCUCACCCACCCCCACCCCCACCCCCACCCCCACCCCCACCCUCCCCACCCCCACUCCACUAAGCCCUCCUCCCUGCCCCCGCCCUUCUACGCCCGGCCCCCUCCCUUCGGCGGAGACCUGCCCCCACAUUUCAGCCACCCCCCGCCGCCCAUCCCCCCUCCGCCCCUGCCCCACAUGUACCCCCCGCCGCCGCCCCACAUCCCCAGCCAGCCCGCUCCCACCCUCCACCUAAACCCCGCCUUCUUCCCCCCGGCUCAGGAGAGCUACAGCAGCACAGCCUACAGCCGUAACAGCAGGGACGCCGACGCCCCCACGCCCCCCAUGCCGGAGGGGGAGUACGAAGAGCUGAUGAACAGGAACCGGACCAUCGCCAGCAGCGCCAUCACCAAGGCUGUGACUGGGGCCACUGCAGGAGACUUCCCCCUGGCCAUCGAAACCCUGCUAACGGCCAUCGCCGUCAUCAAGCAGUCGCGCGUCUCCACGGACGAGCGCUGCCGAGCCCUGGUCACGUCUCUGAAGGACUGCCUGUUCUCCAUCGAGAGCAAGUCCUACGGGUCCAGGAAAAGGCACCGCUCCCGGGACAGAGACAGAGAGCGGGACCGGGAUCGGGACAGGGAGCGCGAGCGGGACAGGGAGAGGGAGCGGGAGAGGGAGGGCUCCCACAGCCAGUCCUGGGACAUGGCGGGCGGCGGCGGCGGCGGCGGUGGCGGCGGCGGCGGCGGCGGAGGCGGAGGGGGCGGGGGCGCGUCCCGCAGGCACCGGGACCGCUCGGCCAGCGGGGAGAGGGACCGCAUUCGGGAGAGGGAGAGAGAGCGACACAGAGAGUACAGGGAGCGGCAUCGCUAGCAACCGAAGCAGCGAAAUAGAAGUCAGCUGGAUCACAUGGCAGACGGAGAGGAAAACCCGGAGAGCAGAGAAGAGGUGGAAAGACCGUCUCGGUAUGUCAUUUUAAGCAUGAUAAAAAUAAUUAUCCACGAAAUACACGCAUUUCGUUGCACUGAUGAAAAUACUACAACUGAAAGCCAUUUUGAUUUAGUAGCAAUUCCGCGUAAAUCUUCAACUUUUAGGAUAACUCGCAUUUAAACCCAUCCAGUUCAGCAUCUUAUUCCAUAUAGACUGUUGAAUACCUGUCAACGUUCAUCAAAAUAUUAUAGCACAAAAUAUGAUAGUGUCUGCUACCCACUAGACUCUCUUCUGCCGAACUGUCGAUGUGCUGUUAUGUCCUGCUGUAAACCGAUGUAACUGUUCUGACUCAUGUAUCACCACAUUGAAACACUGCGAUUGUUUCUGUAUACUUCAUUGUCAAGGUCACUUUGUUCCACUUGCUGUUACUGUGCUGUAAGCCUACAGCACUUUUCUAUGGCAUCUUCACAGAAACCUAAACCAGGAAAAUAACAUCUGUAUCUGUGAUGUCCGUCCACAUAUUGGACCAAAUCCAAAUACAGCAGCACAGAUACAAUCACACCACUCCCAAUCAUCAUGGGUAUUCCUUAAUUCUGCUAAGAUUCAUAAAGAUGUCUGAAGUGGUUCAGUACCUACAGUGGAAGAUUGUUAGAUGUAGGAUCUCUUUGGAGUAAAAGAAAGGAUGCUCGUGCAUGAAGUCUGCUGUCAUCCAGUGGACAAGCAGACAUGGAGCCAACCCAAAUUUAGGAAUGUUCCCAAUAUUCCAGGAAGAAAGGAACAUCCAGCUGAUCCGACGUGAGAACCUGCGGCGUCCAGUGGAGGUUUUCAGAAGCAGCCGUGGCCUCCCUCAGACGGAAAUAAAGAGCUCCAAAAACAGCAGAGGAAGAGGGCGGCCGUGAGCCCAGGUUCAGAGGUCGCACCUCGUUAGACGAUCGGUCCGUCCCCCCCCUGACGCUUGACAAAUUGGACUGAGGCACGCAACCAGUGACAGCGAUGUGCCCGUCACAUGGCAAAGGCAGGGGGUGACUCAUGUUCCCGCGUCAAAACAGGCAGCGCACAGCUGGUGCGGAACAGAGCGUAGGUGCAUCUUCUGUGUACAGAUACAGAGCCCUCUGGAUUACCUCUUCUGCACAUGCUCAGAAACCUUGCUACAGACAGUCAACUUCUGAGGAAUAAUACAAUUGUGAUGCUAUAUUUGGAUUGUCAACAGCACGAAUGUUUGGAUCAGAACUCGGUCCCUCCCACAAAGCAGCAUACUUACGAACAGAACCUGAUAGAAAGACCUCGCCAUUGUCACAGCUGCUAUUGGGAUGAUGUUCAGACAUGUACACGAACGGAUUGUCACAAAAUUUUGGCAAAGCAGAGGUGCGAAGGAAAUUGAUUAACAGACACCCACUCCUACGGGUGGCUCUGAUCACUGAUGCACGAGCACUUUUCUAACAUCACGACCCUGUGCUGGAGUCAAGUUCAAGCCAAAGAUAACGACACUAUUUGCAGUGUCAUUCCGAGUCUGAUUCCACAAUUUAACAAAAUUUUUAUAGUCACCAUGGCAGCACACGAAUGUCAACAUUCUAAACUUACUAAAAUAUAACUUGCCAUAAGUCACUAUUUUGAGUUCAGUUUACUUAAGUGAGAAAAUAACAGGCCAAACCAGUAAGGAUAGUCAGACAGAAAAAGACAAAGCAGGUAAAUAAGGUAUGAAAUUACCUUCUCAGAUACUCAGAACACUAUUAGUCCAUUACAUUUUGGGUCAGCAGGCCAAUAAUUAAGCUCUAUAAGAAGGAUCACCCCAUUAAAGUUGACCAUAAGCCUUUGGGGGGACAGAAAGGAAAACUGUGUUCCUGAGGAUACGACUCACAGAAGAGAUUAGUUUUAGGAAGCAAGACCUCAGCCUUUUUGGGAAAUCAGCUAUGCAUAAAAAAAGUUCAAAUGUAAAAAAUAAAAAAAAAACGAAUAUUGCCUUUCAUAAUAAAUCACUCCAAACAAAAACAAAUGGAAGAAAAAUCUUUUAUUCAGAAAACAACCUUACAAAAAUAAUUUAAACUGAAAGUACAGGGUGUGAAUAUCCAUCUGUAGACGUGCUCCCAGCCUGUACACGAUUCUGUAUGCAUCAGUUUGUGAGUACCGGUUGAUGUGACCAGUGACAGUGUGUAUUCAGAGUGCAAGUGUCUUUACAGAUUCCAAAUGACACUCAUUUCUCCAGAGGCGCGUAGUUAAGCAGUUUUUCAAUGAGAUCCACGUGAGCCAGCAGCAUCCUACGACAGCAGUACCUCUUCAAGCCGAGGGCAUCCAGAGCAUCGCUACCAAAGACACAGGAGACCUUAUUAAUGCAGUCGUUAUUACGUGGGUGGGUUAAGACUAAAUAGAGUCGUUUUAUGCGAUCUACUGAAGAAACAGGCAGUGAACUUGAAGCAAUACUGCAGAGUGAGGAAGAGAACACACAAUAUAAUUUGAUAACUUUAAUAUUCUGAUAAAAUAGUGCAUUCAUUAAACACAACUAUCAAUACUAUUAAGAGCACUAUUAAAAGCACCACUAAACCUGGUGCCGUACAGUCGAAAGAGGCGUGCAAUAUUCAUUUGACGUUACUGUGGGUGGGGAGAGGAGUAGACACAGAAGUGUUUUUAACCUUUUUAAUAUUACCAUUACACAGAGAUUAUCGUAUGCAUGUUGUUAGCGUCAAAGAAAACAAAAUGGAAGGGAGCGGCAACUAGCUACUUAACUUGGACAUUAAAAGAACACUAACGUUAAUUUACAAAUGGAAGAUGUGAACCAGCCUGCUAAACGUUAAGUACGCAACACGGGUAGGAGGCUGGGGGCUAAGCUAACUCGAUAGCUACAUUAUUUAGGCGGUUUCUAAGCAAAAAAUAAUGUAGUAAAUAACACAGUUCCUGUGGCAAACUAGCUGACGUUAGUACAACAGUGUUAUAGAAUCAUUCUCACCCUUCUGUGUACUCGGCUUGAAGCAGGCCAAGGUACGCCUCCCACUUGUUUCCUACGAUCUUCCCACAUGUGAAGCACCGAACUGGGAUGAUCAUGGUCGCGGCGCUAAUUCUAAGGUUUCUUUUGAAUUUCAGCAGAGAGAUGAAGCCCGAUGACUGAAUAAUCAGGAAGGAAAUUGGGUAAAUAUUAACGUCUAUAACGGUAAUUAUACAAAAUAUAAUUUAAUUUUUUUAAGUAUUACAUCAGACAGAAAUAAGUCUGCAUUAAAUUAAAACCUGCACGUUUUAGCAACAGAAAAUACGCAAACAGCUAACGCUAACAGAGCCAAUUUAGCUUAAGUUAUUCGACAGGAAUACAAAGAACAAUUUUUACUUUUAAGUAAUGAGCUUAAUACAUAUGUAUAUCUUCCGUUUAACUGCACACUGACAAAUUAUGCAAUUAUGACUAGCUAAAAUGUAUAAAAAUGAAAACGUUCAACACGCUUACCGGUCCUUCCCACACCAACAACUAUCAGGCACAAUUGGUUUGUACCAUUUUAGGUAUAAGGUAUGUACCACCACAUAGAAAAGGUCAAAUAGAUUUUUAAAGUUUUUGUAAAUUGAAACAAUUCAAUUGUAGUUGUGUAAAAUAAAUAAAUAAUGUUAACUUAUUUUUUCGUUUGUAUUUUGGGCAUUUAUUUUUUCAUUCUAAUUUCACUAAGUAAGACGUUACCCCAGCUUUCCCUACUUUUGGAACGUGCAAAGCUACGGUGCUCCAUUUAGGUCUUAUGCGUUUGCUAAUGUUCUGAACGUUACAGUGAUGGCGUCUUUUUGUAGGCCAAUCUUUCCACCAUGGGUUUGCUCGACAGAUUUCCAAUCAUUUUUUUACAUAAGGAUUUCGUUUUCUGGCAAAAAAAGAAGAAAAAAAGGUCUGUGGGUAACGUAUGUCUUGAGACAGUUUCACAUUUUGUUCUGCGAGAUAAAUUUAUGUCCAUUAAUAUCUCAAACAUGAAUUUCGAAGCCGUUAUGUGCUUUAAAACACUAAGUAGCUAACGAGUUGAUAUAUUGAAACUACAAUGGUUGUCGCGUGCAGAUGGGCUAGUAUUGAAACUAGAGUGGUGGUUGUCAAAAUGCGACCAUUGUUGUAGUUUCAAUAUAGCAACUCGUUAGCAACUUAUUUUUUAGAAGCACAUAACAGCUUCUAAAUCCACACUUGAGAUAUUAUUUUAUGUCGUAGGACAAAACGUGAAACUUACUUAGGCUUACGUUCACCACAGACCUUAUUUUCGGAAGGAAACGAAAUCCGCAUGGGGGGGGGGGGGGGGGAAACGUUGGAAACCUGCCGAGAAAAGUUGGGAACCCAUGGCUCAAAAUGCGAACUUACUUCCGGGUUUAACAUUCUAUUGGUCUCUGUAUUGGCACGGUUCAAUAGCAAGUGCUGUCAUCAGAAUGUGUUUAUGAUGAUGAUACCUUAUUUUUCUCUGGGAAAAUGGUAUUUCCUCAGACCAGUGAGCCCCAGAGCCAGUGAUUUGCGAUUUUCAGUGAAUUGUGUCAUACGAAAUCAUCAUAAAUAUGCUCAAAAUGCUGUGUUAAAACAUGACACAUUCACACAUACCAGUGGGAUUGAUUCCUAUCACAGACUGAGAAAUGUAGCAUUUCAAAUAUUCUUUGUUUGAUGUACUACACAAUAAACCAAAGUACAUUUGAUUUGGGAGUCUAAACUACGUCUACAAAUGUUUAUUUUUCCUGAAAAUGUGCAACUCUCAAUGAAUCAUGGCACGAGCCCUAUUACAGGAUGUGUGCUCUGUGAUUGUAACUCACUGAAUCACAGAAUGAGCCCUGUCAUCAGAGGUGGAAAUUCAAGGCUCAGGAAGUAAAACUCUUCAGUAUUUUGUUCCAAUCAUCUGGAUUUGCUAAUUAGCACAAUUGUUCAGCCAGGAGGUAGAACUAAUUAUUAGUGAAAUAAGCUGGCUGAUUCUAUGGGUGGAAGAAACACAUGGCAGGAGUUCUACUUUCUGAGCCAUGGACUUUCCACCUCUGCCUAUCUUGGGCUUUGUGUUCUGAGAUUGUAACUCUCUCACUGAAUCACAGAAAGAGCCCUCUUUUGGGCCAAGUGCUCUGUGAGUGUGUUGGAAUUUCACUGGACUUCGCUUCUCAUUGUGUAACGUUCCAGACUUUUACAGUGAUCCUUGAGCUGUCUCACUGUUUCACUGCCACACCUUUGCAAUGUACCAUUAUUACUGUUUUGUGCCUAACUUGCUUGCCUUGCUGCUAUCCCCUUCACUUUCCUAGUGCUUAUUCUAAUCUCAAAACACAAGUACAUACACGGAUUUAGAUAUAGCAUAGAUAAUCACGCAACACCAGUAUCAACCCAGUAUGUAUUUAUUAGGUUUUCUUAAACUACAUCCAUGACAACAAUAUAAACAAAUGUAUUACUUGAUUUGAUGGAUCUUUAAAUGAUGCUUGGUCUUGACAUGCAAUGAAAUCUCAGGAAUUAGAACCUUUACAACAGACCUAAACCCUUUAGAACAUUUAUUUCUGUCAUGUACCACAGACGCAUCGCAGUGUGUCCUCGGUUGGACAGCUCCAUGGAAUCAUAGAAAGAACAGAGGUACACUGAACUGUCAUAGCUUACUUCCUCCCGAUGGCCCUUUACCUCAGAUCUUGCCCCACUUGUGGUCUCUAGUUGUGUUUAGGAAUGGCAUCUGCUUUGUGAUCUUCGGCAGAUGAAACUGAAAUGGCUGAAUACCCUGCUAUUUUUUUUUACACAGAAAAAGCAGACAGCAAAUGUGAAAUGAAAUGGAAAGAUCUGCUCAAGCCAACUUGCUCAAUUCUAUUGUUAUUCUAAGGAGGCAGGGGGCAGGGAUUAAAAUCAAUGGUUUCCAUGGGCCGUAGCUUGAAUGUGCUCGCAGAAAGCAAGGCAAGCACAACCGACCCCGCUGUGUGAAAUGUUAGAUUCUCAUACCCUGGCACAACCAUGCGAAUGUAAAAAAAAGUGGCAUUUGUUGAGCUAAACAUCAUAAAAUGGAAUAGAGUGUAUCUAUUCCAUUAAACAGAAAACGCUUGAAUAGUUUUCCAAAUGUACUCAUGUCAAUAAAAAAAAAAACAUUUACUGUAAAAAUGUAAAAUCUGAAUUUCUUUUUAGAAAACAGCUGUUUUUGCUUUCUGUGUUUUGCUUCAUGUCCAUUUGCACUGAUUUUCGAUAUUGAUGUUGACAUGUCAACUGAACUGAAAUAUUGCAGGUUUCCAUAAACAGACACAUGAUUGGAAUACGAUUACACUGAUAGUAUUCUCAUUUAACACUUCUUACUUAAUUUACAAUGUUCUUACUUAAUCCAUUAAUAUACAGAAUAACAAUCAUCUUAUGUUUAUGGUCAAGUCAGUCACUUAAUAAACAUAUUCAGCAAUAUUUACAGGCUUAUCUUUGAAGACCAGUACAAAAAAAAGACAAAAUCAAAUGUAAUUUCAUCCCAAUGUCCAUGAUAUUCCACUGAAGCACUUUGAAGCACGAAACCAUGCAUGCACUCAACAGAAAUACACAUAGAAACAACUUGCUCUUACGUCUUGUGUCAUCCACACAGUUAACCACAAAGACAUUUUAGAAUAACAGACUUAGAAGUGAAAGACUAUGGACUGAAAUGAGACAUAUACAUUCCGUAAAAAACAAAAUUAAAAAAUAAAUAUGCAAUUAACAAACAUAAUAUAUCAAUAUUUUAGGAGUUUGCGGAAUCUUGUGGUGGGUUGCGGUAAACAGGAACAAGAUGAUAUUAAAUGAAGGCAUAUGGUGUUGGGGGGGGGGGGGGGGGAG